Molecule: messenger RNA, 1104 nt
Organism: Suhomyces tanzawaensis NRRL Y-17324
Lineage: Eukaryota; Fungi; Ascomycota; Pichiomycetes; Serinales; Debaryomycetaceae
Gene: IME2
Product: protein kinase
Exons: 1
Biological process (GO): protein phosphorylation; intracellular signal transduction
Cellular component (GO): nucleus; cytoplasm
Molecular function (GO): ATP binding; protein serine/threonine kinase activity
Source: RefSeq, a predicted model, not a curated record
AUGCUGAGCUUGCCUCCCGACUUCAACAACCCGCCUCCGCAACUUCCCGUGAAGUCUCACCAAGAGAACUACCAGUCCCUCAGCAAUUUGGGCAACGGGUCGUUUGGCACCGUCGAAUUGGCGAAGUGCAGGUUUAGAAGCUCCAGCCUCUUGUGCCCACGUCAGUAUAAGAAAGGGACCCUUCUCGAGCCAUUGCAAGAUGCUCAACACAAUUUGACCUGCCUUGUCGCCAUCAAAACUAUGAAGAAAAGAUUGAACACGUUGAAAGACUACACCCGAGUUAAGGAAGUGCGGUUUAUCCUUGCGAUCCCCUCCCAUCCCUGUCUUGUGCAAGUUUACGAGAUGUUCAUCGAUGACAAAAACUAUCAGUUGCAUAUCGUCAUGGAGUCGCUCAACCAGAAUCUCUACCAGUUGAUGAAAGCAAGAAGAUCUGUCCGCUUUUCCCAGACUACCUUGAAAAGCAUUUUGAGCCAGGUGUUGUGCGCCAUUGGUCACAUCCACAACAAUAACUACUUCCAUAGGGAUGUGAAGCCUGAGAACAUUUUGGUAAUACCUACCCAUCAGUACUACGGUUCGAAAGAAGCGAUUCCUCCCCACAGAAAGCACGACAAUUUCGUGGUAAAGCUAGGUGAUUAUGGAUUAGCACGCCAUAUCCACAACUUGAAACAAUACACCGCCUACGUUUCCACAAGGUGGUAUAGAUCACCAGAAAUCUUGUUGAGACAGAAGUGGUAUUCUCGCCCCAUUGAUAUUUGGGCAUUUGGGAGUGUUGCAGCCGAGAUUGCAAAUUUCACGCCAUUGUUUCCGGGCUCAAAUGAACUAGACCAGAUUUGGCGAAUCCUCAAAGUAAUGGGCUCUCCUGUUUUGCCAGAUACUUCUCAACAAACAUUCAUUCCUUUAGGAGGAUUCUGGGGCGAAGCUCAAGAUUUAGCACAAAAACUUGGUUUUGUCUUUCCAGCUGAACCAGGCGUGACAUUAAGGCAGAUGAUCCCUGGAUCAGCUAACAAAGAACUAGCAGAUGUUGUCAAAGAGUGCCUCUCUUGGGAUCCUCACUCUAGACCCACUGUUGAUGCGAUCGCUCGGAUGCCUUUCUUCAGAAACUCG